Polistes dominula (European paper wasp) is the source of this 2457-nucleotide messenger RNA. RefSeq names its product Low-density lipoprotein receptor repeat domain-containing protein cueball (gene cue). The record is from RefSeq and is a predicted model, not a curated record. NCBI's taxonomy places the organism in Eukaryota, Metazoa, Arthropoda, Insecta, Hymenoptera, Vespidae. Gene Ontology annotation, molecular function: Wnt receptor activity; Wnt-protein binding. Gene Ontology annotation, cellular component: plasma membrane. Gene Ontology annotation, biological process: canonical Wnt signaling pathway.
GUUAUUUAACCGGUGAAUUUAUAAAUCAAAGAAGAAGAAGAAGAAGAAGAAAAAGAAGAAGAAGAAGAAAAGGAUUAAGUUCGAAUUAAGGAAGAAAGAUUUUGUAGUUUUCUUUUUCUUUCAAAAUUAAAUUUCAAAUUUUUACGAUAAAAGAGAGAAAAGAAAAAAACAAAAAAAGAGAGAGAGAGUCGUCAACGUGUUAACGUGCUUUUGCGGUGAAGAAGAGACAUUGAUCUCUCAUCUCUCUCUAACAUUUUCUAUUUCUUCAUCUAUCUCUCUCUCUCUCUCUAUUAGGUUAUUAGAAGUAAAUGUAUUCUGUAUAACGAUGGACCAGAAAUUACGAGAUUUCUUAACAGCCUUCUUGUUCGUCGUCUUAGGAAUUUUCACGAUCACGAGUGAUGCCAGGUCAUGGGAUAUCGCUAUUUUGAUUGGAGAUGAGAUAGAUUUCUUUUUACAAAAUCAAACUUUAACUGGUGAAGCUACCGUGGCAGGAGCCGUUUCAUUAACAGGAAUAGCUUACGAUGAUAAAACAAGGACACUUUAUCUUAGUGAUCCUAAAAACAACAUAUCGAUAUUUAGUAAUGAUUUAACUACGAGAAAUUUAACCUCUAAACCUCUGUUAGUGGAACAGGAUCAGACGUAUAUCGUUGCGAUGGCAUUUGAUUCAACAUCUCGUACACUUUUCUGGAGUGAUGCCUUUAAAAGAACAAUUAUGAAGAUGCAUGUACCAUUGGUAGGCCCACCUGGAAAACCAGUCCUUCUUCAUACGCUCAAAGGAAUUCCACGUGGUAUCGCUCUUGACAUAUGUAACAGCCAUGUUUACUGGACCAACACUGACAAACCAAAUCCAAGUAUCGAAAGAUCGAACAUGGACGGUACCAAUCGAACAACCGUAAUAACGAAGAAUCUUUACGAACCAAUGGGUCUAGUGAUCGAUCAUAAUGAAGGUAAACUUUAUUGGUCUGACGAUGAAGAAGGUAUAUACUUCAAAAUCGAACGUAGCAACCUAAACGGUACCGAACGUGAAAAGGUAUUGCACAGUAGAAAUCAACAACCAGUUUAUUUAACGAUCGAUAAGGAUUUCGUUUAUUGGACUGAUUGGGUACACUCGACUGUUUGGAUGAUGCUUAAAAAUACAACUAAUCCUGAUUCACCGAUUAUUUUUAAAUCAUAUCGCAACACUGAUCCCGCCGCUAUUAUCACACGCGACAAUGUUGAUACUAUCGAUUGUGAAGCUAUACUCAAAAAACAAUCCGGAAAAAUGGAAGUUGCUGAAGUAUCACAAAAAUCAACUAUUCUUGAAUCUUAUAACAAUUUGACAACUAGUACGGAAGAAGUUGAAUCGGAUAAUUCACAAACAUGUUUAAAUGGUGGUCUCUUUGAUCGUACUGUACGUACUUGUCGUUGUAAAUCUGGUUACACCGGUACAAUGUGCGAAAUUUCUCUCUGUCACAAUUAUUGUCUUCAUGGUGAAUGCAUCGUAACAGAUUAUGGUGGAGUCAAAUGUAAUUGUAAUGGCACAUUUACCGGUAAACGAUGUGAAAUAAAUCUUUGUGAAAAUUAUUGUCUCCACGGUGGCAUAUGUUUCGUUCAUGAAACUUUUCCUUUCUGCGAAUGCAAAUAUUCGAGUGGUCCACGUUGCGAGGUACUUAAUGAAACACCUAAGGUGGAAAUACCUAAAUUGGAAACACCUGCCUUAAGUCUAUCUAAAUUUGAACAUGGUGAUUCAAUUUUAUGCAGGUGUACUGAGAAUAACAAUACCUCAGAAAAGAUGAUUAAUCAAAAUGAAAAUUGUCAAUACAAGACAUUAAUAUUUGUACUUAUCGGUUUAAUAAUUGUACUUAUCAUAUUAAUCAUCGUAAUGAGUUUCUAUUUGAACAAAUUACGUCGUCGUCCACGAAUCAAGAAAAGAUUCGUAGUUAGCAAAAGUGGUGUUACGCCAUUAACAUCGAGGCCUCAGUUAACGGAUAAUCAAUGCGAAAUUACUAUAGAAAAUUGCUGCAACAUGAAUAUCUGCGAAACACCAUGUUUCGAACCAAAAUUACGUACACCGAUGACUAAGAGUAAUAAUCCUAAAAAGGAUGAGAAGAAUUCUCUGUUGGAUAAUAUGGAAGGAAAUUCGUGCUAACACAAACUAAUUAAUCGUCUUAGAAAAUGGCGAAAACUCGAUGAAAACGGAUUCUACAAUGACGUCGUAAGCCUGUCGCGAAAUUUUUAUUCACGGUGAUAGAAUACGUCUGUUGUUGUUCGUGUGUCUGUCUGUCUGCUGUCUGACUGACUGUCUGACUGUCUGUCUGUCUGUCUGUCUGUCUGUCUGUUUGUCUGUUUGUGUCUUUAAGAUGUGCGUGUACAUAUUACGAACAUUUCACUAAAAAAAAAAAAAAAGAAAAGAAAAAAAAAUGAAACAGAAAAAAUCUAAUAGUAUUGUUAUUAAGUUUGGUGAAUGAAAUUGUGUAA